GCCGAGGGAAGGGGGGAUCGGGAAGCGAGCGGGCAAGGGGUAACGGUAACUUUGGGUGGCCCGCAAUCAGAGCAGCGAAGCCCGGGUGAAUCGAGAGCGGCUGCGGUCGCGAGAGUAAUCUGGCUUCGGAGAGCCCCGGGCCCGCAAGAGCUCCGUCUCCCGUCCCUUCGCAGUUCGCAAGCGGCUGGGCUUGGUGCCUUUGAACCCGAAGAUAGGAACAGCCAUAGAGGCCAACCUCUCUACCCUGUCGGUUAAUUACCCCAGUCUUCCUCAUAAUCCUAUAUCCACUCGUCAUUCAAAAACGGAUCUACUUCCACUCUAAAUAUUUCUAAUGUGCACAACAGUCAUUGUAUUCCCUUGUUGAGUGAUGUCAUACUCCGAUCGUCUGCAGUUCCUUCGGGAUCAGAACAAACAGCUGUUGCAAAGGUUAAGAGAAGAACGACUGCGGUUUGCGUCCUCCAGCAGUGAAGGACAUGACUCAGCAGAGAAUGGUACAGCUGUGGAUUACCAAAGGAACAGCUACAGAGGCAACAGAUUAGAGCAGGGAGAUGGAGGCUCUAUGAGGAAUUCCACUGAGAAAUACAAAACUUGUGAACUGCUUGAUCAAGAAAUGAAGAAUGGUGCCUUACAGCAACCCAGUGAGGUGGUUAUAUCUGAAUCCCUACAGAAAAGAGAAGACUCUCGAGUGGCACUUUGUACUCCCUCGUUGCACAGAGCUAAGAAGCAAGGUUGGACCCUUGGCUCAGGGGAUGGAGCAAACAUAGAGCUGGCUGACAUGCUGCCUCUCAGUAGGUCCAAAACAAUUUCCGGUGUGGAGAAAAACUGUUCCACAUUAGCGGUUCUGUCACCUGAAGAAAGCUUUACCUCUGCAGAAGCACUGGGCCAGAAGUGGGAUGUGCAAAAGUUGGAUCCCCAAAGGUGUAAUGUGACUGAAUGUUUCCAAAGCUCAACUCCUUUUACCAAGCCUCCUCCUGACCCAACGUUAACAGAUCACGCAGAGUGCCCUGCCCCAGCACCACCAAGUACAGGGGGAACUCCUCAGCACUAUUCCCUAUUGCUUCAGUCCCUCAGUGAGAAUCCAAAGCCAAGGUCCAAAUCGGAUCCACCAUUAUAUGUGGAUCAGCUGUUGGAUGUGGGCAAUGAUCGGCACAGCAAACAUUUCAUCAGAAACACUCAGAAACCAAAAUCAAUCCUCUUGGAACCACAUAACAAAAUUGUGAAGAAAGAUGUGGGCCAUGUGACAUUCCAGUCCCCAGAUAAGGAAUCCAGCUUAAGUACAGAGGUUCAGUCUGUCCAACCUCUCCUGGGCUAUGAUUGGAUAGCAGGUCUGAUAGAUGUGGACUCACCACUCUCUGAACAAUCUGAGGAGUACUUUUUGGAACUGCAGAAUUUCCGAAGGGUGAACAAAGAAGAAUGUGUCCAUCAGGAAUGCAUAGAGGAAGAGGAGCUAAAUGAUAAGGUCACUGAUCGAGAAGACCUCAGCAUCAACAGCCAAAUUCACCAGUGCACACAUUCUUACCGUGUUAACAGUCGCUUGUUUGCAGUCCCACUGGAACCAGCAGCAGCAUGUCCUGUUUGCAAAACUCCCAAGUCAAAGCGUCCACACACCUUGGAGGAGCCUGCCUAUAUCAGGGUCAGUAUCCCCAGAUCAACUUUACUCCCGCCACAUAAGUAUAAGCCACACCGUCGGAAGAGCUUCAAUCCUACUGACAGCUGGUCACUGCCUUCGCAUUGUCUUUUGGGCUGGGAAAGUUCCAUGCCUUCUGCAGCUCCUGUUGCAGGCACCUUAGACUUGCGCAGCGCACUGGAACACAAAAGAACUUCGGUGCUAGUGACUCCUAAUUGCUCCAAUAUGGGUGCUGCUGCAGUGUCUCGAAUGGCUGGAAGCACCAGAACAGAUGAGUUACUGGAUUUAUCACGUUCAACUCAAUACCAGUUUCAGAAACUAGAGCAAAGCCUGAAAUUGAGGUGAAACAGGCCUCAUUCACCCUUCUUUAGGUGCACAUGUUCCCAAUAACAAGAAUUCAUUGAUUCACAGGUACAGUUCCCCAUCAUGAUACUGUACUGGGACGUAUCUUAUCUCUGAACCUGAGCUUUUCACUCCAACUGUGGAAGUUUCGCUCAGUUGGCUGUUGUGAGACUACCUGAAGGGCCGACUUAUCAGAAAUAUAGAAUGUCUGCUGAGUAGAACCCUAGGAAAUUGUCCACCAUUUCUGAUUUAAGAAUGUCUUUCUUGGAGGGUAAAGUACAGCUUACUUGCACGAGUGACAGCAUGUACACCUGCACAUACCACAUACACCUGUAUGAUUGGUUGGCUGUCCUGUGCACUCAUCUGAUUGGCCAUUCAUUUUGGUAUCAAACAAUCUAUGCAUAUCACAAUAGUUGCCUUGAUUUAUGGGUGCUUCUCCCACGGUGGGGUUUGUGUAUGCCAUUGAUAGAUGUUAAUUCUUUCCAUGUUGCAAACACUUGCCACGUGUGGCAAAUGUGUCACAAAAUGGAGCUGAUAGCAGAGGAGAUUUUGCUCUUAUUGUAAUAUUUUUAUGCUUUUAACAUGGAUUUAAUGUUUUUGUUCAUGGAAAAAUCAUGAAUCUAAUUGCUUGAGUUCAAUAAUUCGAUAGGAUUAUGGUGUGGAAAUGUGGCUGCGAAUCCCACACAAACAUAUUAAACUGAUUUGGUUGUCGAAGGAAGCACAAGACUGACUUACAGCUAUUCCAACAAUAUAUCAUUGUCAAUUCAUAAAUUUUGCUUUCAGUUAUAUUUUAUGUAUCCUUUGAAGUAUUCUGAGAAUUAUGUUCCUGUGGCUCUCAUUGAACUUGUAGUUAAGUAACAAAUAUAAUGAAAUAAGAAUAAAUAUUGGCCAGGAUGUUGGGGAGAAUUCUUUUCUAAUACUGUUAAAAUUUCAUUUAUGUCUCAGGCAGGUAGGGACUUAAUUUAGCAUUCGAAGAAAAUUGGCAUGAUUUAAAAGCUCUCUCAGUUCUGUAAAUGAAUAAUUUUUUGCACUUGAAGUGAAUGAUGAAUUUGUAACCUUUGUAAAUGCUGAGAGUUGUGAUUUUGAUCAUUUGUAGAAAUUUGAUUAAUAUCAAUCAUUACCUGUAUGCCUUGUGGAGGAAUCAAGAUUCUUAAACUGAGCUGCUAAGAGUUCACAAAAAGCAGUUGUUUCUGCAAAGUCUAUUUUUCUACAGAUACUAAAAAGAGAACUCAAUUUGCAAUGUGUGUUCUAUUCUGAAUGACUAAAGAACAGACCAAUAUCAUAUAACUGACACCUUAUAAAGCCACUGGAUGAAUUAUUACAAAAGUAAGAACAGUAAUAAACUAAUCAGAUAACAAAAAAGGGUUUCAUUUUUUAUUCAACAAUUUGAAACACCUUUGCAUGAUUUAUAAGGUUUCCUGAAAACCUGAAAAUUUGGAAAUGGUCCAACAACAAUCGUGUAUCAGCGGAACUAAAUGUGUGGCAAUGUACAGGAAUAUUGAAUGCGAUGGUGUGAAAACUAGGCCAAAAUUUGGAGUAUAAGUGGCCACCGCAGAGUUUCUGAAGCAUGUUUAUUUUGUGUGGUAGUGUUUUUUGCAAAUAAACUUAAUAUUUAAAUUCAGUUGAAUUGUCUACCCACAUCAAGGGUUCCCAAACUUUUUUAUGCCAUUGACCCCAGGUUGGGAACCCUGUUCCACACAGAAAUCUUGGUAUCCAGGUUAAAUUGGUUGUCUGGAUUAAGAAUAU
Hypanus sabinus (Atlantic stingray) is the source of this 3715-nucleotide messenger RNA. RefSeq names its product migration and invasion inhibitory protein (gene miip). The record is from RefSeq and is a predicted model, not a curated record. The transcript is spliced from 10 exons. NCBI's taxonomy places the organism in Eukaryota, Metazoa, Chordata, Chondrichthyes, Myliobatiformes, Dasyatidae. Bases 368 to 1972 code for a protein of 534 amino acids. Gene Ontology annotation, biological process: negative regulation of cell migration; negative regulation of G2/M transition of mitotic cell cycle.